Messenger RNA from Zingiber officinale, 946 nucleotides. RefSeq lists its product as uncharacterized. Bases 8 to 721 code for a protein of 237 amino acids. The record is from RefSeq and is a predicted model, not a curated record. The transcript is spliced from 4 exons. Lineage: Eukaryota; Viridiplantae; Streptophyta; Magnoliopsida; Zingiberales; Zingiberaceae.
UGGCAUUAUGACGUCACACUCGUCCGUCAUACAUGGAUCGUGUCAGCAAACCCCUCUUUCGAUGGAGUUCGCUAGCUGCGACGUGGGAGCGUGGAGGGAGGCGCUCUUAGCCUACGACGUCGGCCUCUCCCUCCUCCGGAAGCCCGAUCUGCUCCCGCUCGACGCCUUCUACCGGACUGAGCUCCCCCUCCUCCUCCUCCGACGGGACCCCCGCCCUUUCCUCACCAAGCCCGAGCUCCACCGCCUCAUGCAAUGGAAGCUCACCCGAGGCAAAUGGAGGCCUCGGCUACUGAAUUUCAUUUCCUCGCUGGAGGAGCACUUGGUGGAAUCCGCUUCUCGAAAGGCAUUCACGGCACUUCCGGACCUCUCCCAAGCCGUAUCCGAGCUAACGGUUCUGAAGGGAGUCGGACCGGCGACUGCUUCCGCUGUUUUAGCAGCCUAUGCGCCGGAUGUCGCGCCGUUCAUGUCCGAUGAGGCUAUGAUUGCGUCUAUGGGGAACGUGAAAGACUAUACAUUGAAGCAAUAUCUCGCGUUUGCUGAGAAGUUGCAGAUGAAGGCAAAGGAGUUGAGCGUUGAAGGGAAUUGUUUUACUCCCGUGGAUGUUGAGAGAGCUUUGUGGAGCUCAGCAGUUCGCGCCAAGUUACUCCAUUCUCCAUCAGAUGAUAAAUCAGAGGCUGAGGCUGGUGUCAAGAGAAGCACCAAGAGGAAACGUAAAAUUUGAGCUAAUCUCCAUGGAGUUGCUAGACACACUAGCACUUGUAAGCACUCAUGUUUUUGUACCAGUAGCAUUAUCUAGUUCUCAGCUCUCUCAUGUCUAUGGACAGUUAGUAUUGUCUCGCGCAUCUAAUGUUGCAACAAUCUCCACAAAACUUUCUUAACUGCAGAAAGAUAUCAAUCUUGUCAUACUUUAGAGGAAGUUCAUCAGGCACCAUAUUUAAGUCUUGAA